AGACCCGGAAGCGGACGGCGUGGAGUGACUAUCCCACCGCCGCGGGAUUGACUUCUAAAGACUCUUGGUAUGUGAGGAAGAAACCUGGAAGAGGAAGAGGAAAGCAAAGGAGUCAGGGAUGGCUCUUCCUCAGGGUCUAUUGACAUUCAGGGAUGUGGCCAUAGAAUUCUCUCAGGAGGAGUGGAAAUGCCUGGACCCUGCUCAGAGGACUCUAUACAGGGACGUGAUGCUGGAGAAUUAUAGGAACCUGGUCUCCCUGGAGUUGUCAGGGGAGUGUCCAUUGGCAGCACCUGCCUCCUGAGUGUCUCCCAGGCCAUCACCAUCAGCCCCAGGAGCUCAGGUGGGCAGAGCUUAAAGGGAACGCCCCCAAGCACGCUGGCUCCUGUGUGUUCCUCAGCUGGCUCCUCCCUGGUCAAUAUCAUUGUUCUCAUGCACGUGACCGGCAAGUGGAGCAACAAAAAUACCACGAAGACAAAAGAUCUGGGAUACUGUUCUGCUGCUGAUCACGAGGGCACCAGAGAGUCGCUGACGCGGCACUGCUGUCCUUCCCUGAUGUGAUCUGCCUGGGGCUCAUGCUCUGGGGCAGCAGCUCCAUCGUUUGCAUCCUGCACAGGCACAAGCGGCGGGUCCAGCACAUUCAUAGGACCAGCGUGUCCCCCACAUCCUCCCCUGAGUCCGGAGCUACCAAAACCAUCCUCCUGGAGCAGGAAAGGACAAGGAGUCCCCGAAGCUGACACUGAGUUCAUGGGGUUGAGCUGACAGCGGCCAACAGGCUGUGAUGGGAUCUCACUCUGUCGGCCAGGCUGGAAUGCAAUGGUGCCAACUUGGCUCAGUGCAACCUCCCCACCCCGGGCUCCAACAAUCCUCCCAUCUCAGCCUCUGAAGUAGCUGGGACUACAGGCGUUAUCUCCUGUCCGGGGAAGAGGUGGGCCUCUCUCCGUCGUGGGAGGAGCUCUGAACUUCUCCUUCAUCCAGGGAUGGGCCCCAGGGACCCACCAGUGGGGCUGGGAGAAGCCCCCCUCAGCAGGAAGACAGAGGUGCCUGGGUGGCCGAGGCCUGGAAGGUCUGCACCAUGGUGCACAGAGGCCCCGGAGCUGGGUGGAACAGUUUAAUCCUGAAACCAUCCCCCCAUCUGUGGAAAAACUGCCUUCCACUAAACCAGUCCCUGGUGCCAAAAACACUGGGAACCGCUAAUCUAGACAGUUCUCUGCUAAGGAAGCACGUGGUUGAGAAGCAUCAGAAUCGUUCCCACGGACCAUGCUCCGGAGUCUCAGCAGGCUCCUGCAGUGUGUUUAUCCGUGCAUCAUGAAGGACCCUCAUACGGCUGACGUGCCUUGGCUGAUGCGAAUAACACUGCAGCAAGCGUGGCAGUGCAGAUAGCUCUUGGAAAUACCCAUUUCCUUCAGACGCAUACUCAGAGAGUAUUGCCCGGGCUGUGAGUGCAGUCUCAUGAUCUUGGGUCACUGCAACCUCUGUUUCCUGGGUUCAAGUGAUUCUUGUGCCUCAGCAUCCCACGUAGCUGAGAUUACAGGAUUGACUUCUAAAGACUCUUGGUACGUGAGGAAGAAACCCGGAAGAGGAAGAGGAGAGCAAAGGAGUCAGGGAUGGCUUUUUCUCAGGGUCUAUUGACAUUCAGGGAUGUGGCCAUAGAAUUCUCUCAGGAGGAGUGGAAAUGCCUGGACCCUGCUCAGAGGACUCUAUACAGGGACGUGAUGCUGGAGAAUUAUAGGAACCUGGUCUCCCUGGAUAUCUCUUCCAAAUGCACGAUGAAGGAGUUCUUGUCAACAGCGCAAGGCAACAGAGAAGUGUUCCAUGCAGGGACAUUGCAAAUACAUGAAAGUCAUCACAAUGGAGAUUUUUGCUACCAGGAUGUUGAUAAAGAUAUUCAUGACUAUGAAUUUCAAUGGCAAGAAGAUGAAAGAAAUGGCCAUGAAGCACCCAUGACAAAAAUCAAAAAGUUGACAGGUAUUACAGAACGAUAUGAUCAAAGUCAUGCUAGAAACAAGCCUAUUAAAGAUCAGCUUGGAUCAAGCUUUCAUUCGCAUCUGCCUGAAAUGCACAUAUUUCAGACCGAAGAGAAAAUUGAUAAUCAAGUUGUGAAGUCUGUCCACGAUGCUUCCUUGGUUUCAACAGCCCAAAGAAUUUCUUGUAGGCCCAAAACCCAUAUAUCUAAUAACCAUGGGAAUAAUUUCUGGAAUUCUUCAUUACUCACACAAAAACAGGAAGUACACAUGAGAGAAAAAUCUUUCCAAUGUAAUGAGAGUGGCAAAGCCUUUAAUUACAGCUCACUCUUAAGGAAACAUCAGAUAAUCCAUUUAGCAGACAAAUAUAAAUGUGAUGUAUGUGGCAAGCUCUUUAAUCAGAAGCGAAACCUAGCAUGCCAUCGUAGAUGUCACACUGGUGAGAAUCCUUACAAGUGUAAUGAGUGUGGCAAGACCUUCAGUCAGACGUCAUCCCUUACAUGCCAUCGUAGACUUCAUACUGGAGAGAAACCUUACAAAUGUGAAGAAUGUGACAAAGCUUUCCAUUUCAAAUCAAUACUUGAAAGACAUAGGAUAAUUCAUACUGAAGAGAAACCAUAUAAGUGUAAUGAGUGUGGCAAGACCUUUAGGCAGAAGUCAAUCCUUACACGCCAUCAUCGACUUCAUACUGGAGAGAAACCUUACAAGUGUAAUGAGUGUGGCAAGACCUUUAGUCACAAGUCAUCCCUUACAUGCCAUCAUAGACUUCAUACUGGAGAGAAACCCUACAAAUGUAAUGAGUGUGGCAAGACCUUUAGUCACAAGUCAUCCCUUACAUGCCAUCGUAGACUUCAUACUGGAGAGAAACCUUACAAAUGUGAAGAAUGUGACAAAGCUUACAGUUUCAGAUCAAAUUUUGAAAUACAUCGGAAAAUUCAUACUGAAGACAAUGCUUACAAGUGUAAUGAGUGUGGAAAGACCUUUAGCCGGACAUCAUCCCUUACAUGCCAUCGUAGACGUCAUACUGGAGAGCAACCUUACAAAUGUGAAGAAUGUGACAAAGCUUUCCGUUUCAAAUCAAACCUUGAAAGACAUAGGAGAAUUCAUACUGGAGAGAAACCAUACAAGUGUAAUGAGUGUGGCAAGACCUUUAGUCGGAAGUCAUACCUCACAUGCCAUCAUAGACUUCAUACUGGAGAGAAAGCUUACAAGUGUAAUGAGUGCGGCAAGACCUUUAGUUGGAAGUCAUCCCUUACCUGCCAUCGUAGACUUCAUUCUGGAGAGAAACCUUACAAGUGUAAGGAGUGUGGCAAGACCUUCAAUCAGCAGUUAACCCUUAAACGCCAUCGUAGACUUCAUAGUGGAGAGAACCCUUACAAAUGUGAAGAUAGUGACAAAGCUUACAGUUUCAAAUCAAACCUUGAAAUACAUCAGAAAAUUCAUACUGAAGAGAAUCCUUACAAGUGUAAUGAGUGUGGCAAGACCUUCAGUCGGACGUCAUCCCUUACAUGCCAUCGUAGACUUCAUACCGGAGAGAAACCUUACAAAUGUGAAGAAUGUGACAAAGCUUUCCGUGUGAAAUCAAACCUUGAAGGACAUAGGAGAAUUCAUACUGGAGAGAAACCUUACAAGUGUAAUGAGUGUGGCAAGACCUUUAGUCGGAAGUCAUAUUUUAUAUGCCAUCAUAGACUUCAUACUGGAGAGAAACCUUAUAAGUGUAAUGAGUGUGGCAAGAACUUUAGUCAGAAGUCAUCCCUUAUAUGCCACCAUAGACUUCAUACUGGAGAGAAACCUUACAAGUGUAAUGAGUGUGGCAAGACCUUUAGUCAGAAGUCAAACCUUACAUGCCAUCGUAGACUUCAUACUGGAGAAAAACAAGUGUAAUGAAUGUGGUGAGGUUUUUAAUCAACAAGCACACCUUGCAGGUCAUCAUAGAAUUCAUACUGGGGAGAAACCUUAGAAAUGUGAAGCAUGUGAUAAAGUUUACAGUGGCAAAUCAAGCCUCAGAAGACAGGAGAAUUCAUACUGGAGAGAAAGCUUAUAAAUGUGAAGAAUGUCACAAAGUUUACAGUCGCACAUCAAACCGUGAAAGACAGGAGAAUUCAUACUGGAGAGAAACCAUAAAAAUGUAAGAGUUUGUGACAAGGCUUUUGGGCAUGAUUCGCACCUGGCACAACAUGCUAGAAUUCACACUGGAGAGAAACCUUACCAGUGUAAUGAGUGUGGCAAAGCCUUUAGUAGGCAGUCAACACUUGUUUACCGUCAGGCAAUCCAUGGUGUAGGGAAACUUUACUAAGGUAAUGAUUGUCACAAAGUCUUCAGUAAUGCUACAACCAUUGUGAAUCACUGGAGAAUCCAUAAGGAAGAGAGAUCAUACUAGGGUAAUAAAUGUGGCAGAUUUUUCAGACAUUGUUCAUACCUUGCAGUUCAUCGGUGAACUCAACGCUGGAGAGAAACCUUACAAAUGUCAUGACUGUGGCAAGGUCUUCAGUCAAGCUUCAUCCUAUGCAAAACAUAGGAGAAUUCAUACAGGAGAGAAACCUCACAUGUGUGAUGAUAGUGGCAAAGCCUUCACUUCACACCUCAUGAGACAUCAGAGAAUGCAUACUGGACAGAAAUCUUACAAAUGUCAUCAAUGUGCCAAGGUCUUCAGUCUGAGUUCACUCCUUGCAGAAUAUGAGAAAAUUCAUUUUGGAGGUAGUUGGUCCAUAUGCAAUGAGUAGAGCAAACCAUCAAGCAUUAAUUGACAUUAGGGUCAAUUCAGCAUUGACUUGAGUUUGUAUUGACUUAACAUUGAGUUCAAGCAUUAAUUGACAUUAGUGUUUAUGUUAAGAGGAUUGGGCCAGGCACAUCAGCUUACACCUGUAAUCUGAGCGCUUUGGGAGGCCAAGGUGGGUAGAUCACUUGAGGUCAGGAGUUUGAGAUCAGCCUGGCCAACAGACGUGAGCCAUUUUCCCAGCCUGUUUUUUGUUUCUUUAAAAAAACUGAUAGGGAUUUUUAUGGAUAUCAUGUUGAAUCUAAAUCACAUUGGGUUAUUAUAUAAUCAUUUCACAAUAUUAAUUUUUCCAAGCUAUCAAUAUGGGUUGUAGCUCAAUGUUUUUAAUCAUUUUGAUCAAUGUUUGUAGAUUUCAAGGUACAAACUUCUGACCUUUGUACGUUUAUUUCUAAGUAUUUCUUUAAGUUCUCCAGCAAAUGGAAGUGUUUUAAAAUUUUCUUUUAAAAUUGUUUAUUGUUAAAGUAUGGAAAUUCAACUAAUUUUUGGUGCUGAUACUGUAUUGUGCAAAUCCACUGACUAUGUUACUUAGUUCCAGUAGUAUUUUGGUUGGCUCUUUGUGAUUUUCUACACAGAAGAUUAUGUCAUCUACAAACAAAUAUAAUUUUACUUCUUACUUUCUGA
Homo sapiens (human) is the source of this 5358-nucleotide messenger RNA. RefSeq names its product ZNF765-ZNF761 readthrough (gene ZNF765-ZNF761). Gene Ontology annotation, molecular function: sequence-specific double-stranded DNA binding. Gene Ontology annotation, cellular component: nucleus. The coding region runs from base 1605 to 3845 and encodes 746 amino acids. Gene Ontology annotation, biological process: regulation of DNA-templated transcription. Lineage: Eukaryota; Metazoa; Chordata; Mammalia; Primates; Hominidae. The record is from RefSeq and is marked validated. The transcript has 13 exons.